AUGUGGAUUAAUGACGAUCUUCAUUCUGACCGUUCGUUUUCUCUCGUCGGCUCAUCACUAAAACCUCUCAAUGACGACGAUCCCAUCCAUUGUUUGUCACAAGAUGACAUAGUCAACUGUACCAUACGACAAGUGACUGUAGAUCACCGCUACCGGUUCAGGAUCCUUUCUGUGAACGAAAUUGGAAAUUCUACUAGUCAAUCUCAAUAUUGCGGUCAUUUAUCAUCAAAUUCUAACAAAGAAGCAUUUACAUCCUGGGUAGUUCCCAUUUCUGUUGUUUCCGCGCUUCUUAUCGUUUCUACAACUUUAGUUUCCUUGUAUUACAUUUAUCGUUGGAGACCAAAGAAAGUGCUAGAAAGAGAAUUGGACGACGACGAUUUGCGGCGUGUCGAACUCCAACGCGACAAUCUAGACUUACCAGAAGACACCGAGAAGCUUGGAUCAGGGGCAUUCGGCUGCGUGAUGAUGGGAUGGAUAUGCUCACACGAUGAAAAUAUACGAGUGGCUGUCAAACAACUACAAACAAACACUAGUUAUGAAUUGAAAAGUGACUUCAUUAGAGAAGCAAAGAUUUCGUUGCGUGUCGAUCACGUGAACGUCGUACGCUUGCUGCACGUCUGCUCUCAAGACGAACCUUAUCUUAUGAUUAUGGAAUACGUCAAUAGGGGAAAUCUAAACCGACUACUCAAAAUAUUGAAACCAAAAACAGCAGAGAGUUUAUCAUCAACGUUUUCUGCUCUUAAAUGCGACCUUCUCCAUCAGAUUGCAUGCGGUCUUCAAGCGGUCAGCAAACAGAAUAUCAUUCAUCGCGAUAUCGCAGCCAGAAACUGCUUGAUUCACGAAGACGGUGAAAGACUGCUUGUCAAAGUAAGCGAUUUCGGAAUGGCUGUCGUCAUCGACAAAGAAUUCGGAGAAAUUCGAAUGAAAAAGGGACAAGGAAACGUACCGUUUCGCUGGAUGAGUCCGGAGGCUUCGUACGAAAGGCGAUACAGCGAGAAAAGCGACGUGUGGUCGUUUGGUGUUCUCUGCUGGGAAGUUUAUAGUUUUGGUCUGACGCCAUACCCUUGGCUGUCAAACACUGACCUAUUUCGCUAUAUUUCUAAUCGCCUCCCUCUACCUCCUCUACCAUUUCUCAUCACUACCGAGGUAGGAAAUUCUCUUCUCAUUCCAAUGCAAGAGCAAGAGUUGCCGUUCGAUUGCUGGAAGAUUGACGUCGAUCAACGUCCUUGUUUUGACGACGUCGUCAAUACGUUGGAUCGUACAUUGAGUGCUUACGGAAAUGCGCUGGAUGACGACUUGGCUACUGUUAAAGAACUGAUGUUAACUGGUGUCGUAGGAGAUAAUGAGGUCGAGGAUACGGCACUGUAA
Corticium candelabrum is the source of this 1368-nucleotide messenger RNA. RefSeq names its product ephrin type-A receptor 4a-like. The record is from RefSeq and is a predicted model, not a curated record. Gene Ontology annotation, molecular function: ATP binding; transmembrane receptor protein tyrosine kinase activity. Gene Ontology annotation, cellular component: signaling receptor complex; plasma membrane. The transcript has 3 exons. NCBI's taxonomy places the organism in Eukaryota, Metazoa, Porifera, Homoscleromorpha, Homosclerophorida, Plakinidae. Gene Ontology annotation, biological process: cell surface receptor protein tyrosine kinase signaling pathway; protein phosphorylation; positive regulation of kinase activity. Bases 1 to 1368 code for a protein of 455 amino acids.